AUGUCCGACUCCUACGCCAGCUCUUCGUACUUCUACAGCUCUACGACCAACACCACCAACGGAGCAAACGCCACCGGCCACCGGUACACAACGUCCUCGCACACCGAGCCCGACGGGACGACCGUCGUGCGCACAGCGCACCAAGACCUAGGCCAGCCCGUCGUCGUGGAGGAGCGUCGCUAUGACCGGACGGGCCAGGAGCAGCUGGCUCUCCCUGAGCCGACGGGGACGUCCGCUGGGGGUGUGAAGCGUAUCACUGAUUUGGAUGAUGAGGAUGCUACGGGCGCGACGAGUCUUGAUGCCGGCACGGCGUAUGGGGGUCCUGAGGCCGGGGGGACUGCUCCACAGGAUACUGAUGAGAAUGUUGUAGAUCGGGAGUCGGUGGAUCUGGGGACUACGCCGUCUGGGCAGCGCGUGCGUGAUCCGUUGACGGAGGGGUCGAAUUCAAGGGAGUCGAGGCAGUACGAGGAUCCAAGUACCGGGGCGAGGUUGUUGAGGCAGUCGGAUGUAGAUGUGUCGGAGGUCAUUUAA
Penicillium riverlandense is the source of this 531-nucleotide messenger RNA. RefSeq lists its product as uncharacterized. Lineage: Eukaryota; Fungi; Ascomycota; Eurotiomycetes; Eurotiales; Aspergillaceae. Bases 1 to 531 code for a protein of 176 amino acids. The transcript has a single exon. The record is from RefSeq and is a predicted model, not a curated record.